Molecule: messenger RNA, 496 nt
Organism: Fragaria vesca subsp. vesca
Lineage: Eukaryota; Viridiplantae; Streptophyta; Magnoliopsida; Rosales; Rosaceae
Product: 60S ribosomal protein L23A-like
Exons: 4
Coding region: 29-415 (128 amino acids)
Biological process (GO): translation; ribosomal large subunit assembly
Cellular component (GO): ribosome; cytosolic large ribosomal subunit
Molecular function (GO): structural constituent of ribosome
Source: RefSeq, a predicted model, not a curated record
AGGACUGUUUCAGGCAGAGGUUUGAGCAAUGGCUCCUAAAGUUGACAGUAAGAAGGCUGAUCCCAAGGCUCAGGCCUUGAAGGCUGCCAAGGCUGUUAAGUCAGGGCAAACCUUCAAGAAGAAGGCCAAGAAGAUCAGGACAUCAGUCACAUUCCACAGGCCAAAGACAUUGAAGAAGGAAAGAAACCCCAAAUACCCCCGCAUUAGCGCACCACCAAGAAACAAGUUGGACCAUUACCAGAUCCUCAAGUAUCCAUGGACCACCGAGUCUGCCAUGAAAAAGAUGGAGGACAACAACACCCUUGCCUUUAUUGUUGACAUCCGUGCUGAUAAGAAGAAAAUCAAGGAUGCAGUGAAGAAGAUGUACGACAUUCGAUCAGGCCUGAUGGAACCAAGAAGGCAUAUGUUAGGUUGACACCUGACUACGAUGCAUUGGAUGUGGCUAACAAGAUCGAUUGUUAAAGAGAAUGAAGAACCGGUGGAAUUUUUGAGGUUA